Messenger RNA from Panicum virgatum (switchgrass), 2668 nucleotides. RefSeq lists its product as uncharacterized. NCBI's taxonomy places the organism in Eukaryota, Viridiplantae, Streptophyta, Magnoliopsida, Poales, Poaceae. Bases 899 to 2140 code for a protein of 413 amino acids. The transcript is spliced from 5 exons. Gene Ontology annotation, molecular function: zinc ion binding. The record is from RefSeq and is a predicted model, not a curated record.
AGGAAAUUGUACCAGUGGAGACUAAUCCUACAGAGGCUGAGGAUGACUCAGAGGAUGAGUUUGAUGAUAACUCAGAGGAUGACUCAGAGGAAGAGGCAUAUGAAGAAAUAAAUCUACAUCCAAUUCUUGAUUUUGAUCAAGAAGAUCCUCCUAUGGAAGCACGCAGUACUUUAUCGUAACAUGUUAGAAUUCAAGUUGGCCCUUUGUCAACAUGCAAUCAAACAUGAGUUUGAAUUCAAGACUGAAAAAAAGUUCAAGAAGGAGGUUCCGAGCCUACUAUGCAAGGAAAGUGGAGGAUAAUUGUCCAUGCAGGCUUCAUGCAUCUACAACGGUGGACAAGUGCACUGUUAUGGUGAAGAGGAAUAAUUUUUCUCAUGCUUGUUCUAGCAGUAGAAGGAAAAAGACCGUACAAAAUGCUACCAAACAUUGAAUAUGUUGGAAGGUGAAGGAUUUUCUGAUACAAGAGCCUACUUUGGGAGCAAGAGCUUUGCAAAAGAAACUUAAAGAGCACCACAAGGUGAUCAUUCCCUAUCACAGGGUAUAUAAGGGUCAACAACUUGCAUUGAAACGACUUUAUGGUGAUUGGGAUAGCAGCUUCGAUAACUUGUUUAGUUUCAAAGCAGAAAUUGAGAGGUCUUCUCCUGGUAGCUCAGUCAUUAUUGAUCAUUAUACAGUAAAUAGAAAAAUCAGAUUUAGGAGAUUUUUCUUUGCCAUGAAACCUUGCAUAGAUGGGUUUCUCAAUGGUUGUAGACCUUACUUGGCAAUAGAUAGCACAUUCCUGUCAGGCAAGUUCAAAGGGUAAUUGGCUAGUGCUUCUGCAGUUGAUGGACAUAAUUGGUUGUAUCCUGUUUGUGUUGGAGUUUUUGAUUCUGAAACUAAUGACAAUUGGAUCUGGUUCAUGAGUAGGCUUAGAGAGGUUAUUGGAUCACCUUUGGGUUUAGCGAUAAGCACAGAUGCAGGCCAGGCAAUCAUGGCAGCUAUUGCUGAAGUGUUUCCAGAGGUAGAGCAUAGAGAGUGCAUGUAUCAUUUGGUUACCAAUUUCAAGAAGAGGUAUCGUGGGAAGGUUUUUGAUGAAAACCUGUGGGCAGAAGCUUACUCAUGGAACUCAUACAUGUUUGAGAAACACUGGGCAUUGAUGGAGAAAGAAAAGCCUGCUGCAACUAAUUAUCUAAGGAAGUCUCACAAGAAGUUGUGGACUAGAAGUCAAUUCUCUUCUAUUUUCAAAGUGGACUAUGUGACCAACAACUUGGCAGAGUGCUUCAACAAUUGGAUUAAAGAGUACAAGUCUAUGAAUUUGGAUGGUUUGAUGGAUAAGAUCAAACAAUUAAUUAUGAUCAAGUGGAACCAAAGGAGGACACUUGGAAAGAAGUUAGAUGGCUUGAUUCUUCCCCGUAUAAUUAAAAAGUUAAAUGAAAAGAGUAGAAAUUUGAACUUGGAAGUGGCUGUAUGCUCAGAGGAGAUGGCUGAAAUUACUUUGCUUGGUGGCAGCGGCAUUAGGUUUGUGGUGAACUUGGCUGAACAAACAUGUUGUUGUAGACAAUGGCAAGUCUCUGGCAUUCCUUGCAAACAUGCACUAGCAUUCAUUACAUCACUAACUAAUGCCCCUAUUGAGAAAUAUGUUGACUUGUACUACUCCAUCGACAAAUUUAGAGUAGCGUAUAGUUCAUUAAUCCCUACUAUGACUGACAAGACACGAUGGCCUAAAUCUGACCAUGGCUUCUUCAUGCAUCCACCACUACUAAAGUCUGUAGCUGGUACGCAUAAAGCUGAGAGACACAAAGGCUGUAGUGAUAAGAAGACAAAAAAAGUGCAGCACCAAUGUCCUAUCUGUAAGGAAUACGGGCAUCACUGGCCGAGUUGCAGGAAGGGCAGCAAAGAAGACAUUGAGACAAUGAAAACUUUGAGAAGGACACCAGUAAAGAAGAAAAAGGUUGCCAAAUCAGCACAGAGUUCUAUUGUGCCAUUGCAGGAUGAACCACCACCACGUUCUAUGACUUUUCCACCAAGUCAAAAUUUGGAACCUGAACCCACAACUGAUAAGAAGAGAAAGGGCACUGACUCCACUUCUGGACCAUCAGCAAGCUUGGAGAUUACAAGUAGGAAAAAGGGAAAGCAGGUUUCCUCUAACUCUGGAGCAUAAAAAAGGUAGCCUAUACUAAAUCUGAAUUUAUUUUGCAUGAUCAUUUUUUUCAUUUUGAUCUUAAAUAUUUUGUGGUACACAUGAACAUGUACAGGUCAAGAAGUGGUUCAAAUCAACCUGAACCAGUUUCAAUUGAGCUUCCGACGUUCAAAGAGCAACCAAAAGAUCCUGUCAAGUUAAAGGGCAAAAAGAGGAAGAAAGAAGUAGAUAAAACUGCUGCAAAAACUAAUUUGUUGCAGUUUGAUAGCCCUGCAAUGGGCACAAGGAGCAAAAUACUUCAGCCUAGUAGUCCUGCACUAGGCACAAGAAGCAAAAGAAGAUUGAGUUUGUAAUUCCUGUAUGAGAAAAGAUGCUUCAAUGUGUGUUCUGUUAGAGCUAUCUAGGUGGAGAACUCAUCUAUGAGUCAUGUAAUGGAUGCAAACCUAUGACAAUAUUAUUGUGUAUGUCAACCUGUAUGUUACUCCUAUUAUGAUCAUGCACUCUAGUUAUAUUGAACCUAUGAAAACUUUUCAGAAAAUGUGUUAUUGU